This is a messenger RNA of Besnoitia besnoiti, 3675 nucleotides long. RefSeq lists its product as uncharacterized. The transcript has 17 exons. The record is from RefSeq and is a predicted model, not a curated record. Gene Ontology annotation, biological process: phosphocreatine biosynthetic process. Gene Ontology annotation, molecular function: creatine kinase activity. The coding region runs from base 1 to 3675 and encodes 1224 amino acids. NCBI's taxonomy places the organism in Eukaryota, Apicomplexa, Conoidasida, Eucoccidiorida, Sarcocystidae.
AUGCGAAACAACAUCGCACCUGAAGCGUGGCUCCAGCUCGGCGAACUGCGGACACCCAAGGGUCUAUCGGCCCUCCAAUGCCUCUUACCUGACGAAGCCGAAGAUGGCGAAGGCGGCGAGUUCGUGAUAGAUGCGAAUCCAGGCGUCACUGCACUAAGUAAGGAGUGCUACGAGUCCUUUCACUUGCUAUUCUCCGAGUUCCUCCGCUUCUCUGACGCCACCUUGGCGGCAACAAGUCUCUUCACCCUACCUUCGUUUCCGCUCGACGCGGUGAACGAACGCGUCCCUUCGGUCUUGCCUUCUCUGGCGAUGCACCCCUCCGUGCGCAACCUGAUUCUCUGUUUCCAUCGCAACUUCGCGGCCGUCGCGUUUCCGCCGACGAUGACAGUCGCGGAAAGCAACAAAGUCAUCGACCGCGUGCAGAAAGGGAUCAACAAAUGGCUCAUGACAACCUCAAACAGUGGCCUGCGGCCCGCCCAUGUGGAGAUGCUCCGCGGUCCCGACUUCUUCGGUCGGCGCGGACAGGUCUUCCGCACCUUACUGAGCGAAGGGACAGUGGCGUCGCAAGGUGCCUAUCUGGAGAACGUCAAUCCCCACAGAGCCACAGCUGUUUGGCUCUCUCCCGACAAGAGGACUGUCGUCAGAGUCAACUGGAAGAAUCACCUACGGAUUGAUGUGAAAAUAACUAGUCCCUUCGACGCUAAGGAAAUCGCUCAAGGGUUCCAGAGUGCUUACUCUUUACUCGACUGCAUGAAGGCAAGCCUGAAUGAAUCGUUUGCGAGACAUAACGACUUUGGUUUCCUCACAGUCGAUCCCCUCGAUUGCCGUCUUGGCUUCACAGCGAUUUUCGAAACGCGCCUUCUUCAGGGCUUCAUGUCACGCGCGGCGUUACACGAGCUUCUGAAUCAGGCGCACAUGAGGAAAUUGAGGCUGAUGACGCCGGACGAAAUGAUCCACGGGCUCGUGCCGGUCUCGCUGAACACGCUCGAGGCGACCGACGAGAUGCAUAGUUUGGGAACGCUUACGCAGCUUUUGUCCGGAUUUCUUGAGGGCCUGAAGCUGCGACUCCCUCGGCCGCAGGUCGAUCCCGCGGUCACCAGCAUCCACGCGGUGGCACGCUUCAUGCAGCCGCUAGACCUCACGAGGAGCUCCCACGCCUUCACCAAGCUGCCGCAGCUCCUCAGCAAGAGAACCGACCGCAAGCUCUUGGAAAAGGAAGACGGCGAUAAGCGGACAGAGGGCGCGCUAGAUCGCAUCGCGGGCCUGCAGGCCCUCUCCUGCCCAGAGGGCCUUGACUGGUGGGAGGGAAAGUCGAGCUGCGGCUUCGCGUUCACAGACGACCUCCGCGACUACUGCAGCAUGAGCCCUACGCUGACAAGCUUGAUGGAGCGAUUUCACUCCACAGAGUCUGCAGCUUGGAAGGCGGCUGCGGAGAGUUUUUCCCUCAAACCCGACGCCAGUUGCCCCAGCGGACUGGCGCCUCUGCCUGCCUUUCCACAGUUUUUGGGAGAUAUCGCGAAGAAAAACCGUACGACUCUGAAAAGUGCGGCUGUCAAGCUAGUCGUGUGCUCGCUACGCCGAAAUCUGUCUCUCUACAAAGCCCCGAUUCACGCGACAGAGGAGGAGCUUUCCACGACGCAGGACGCUAUCUUAGACGCCAUUGCAGGUAUGGGGCCAUCCUUAGGGAGCGGUGUGAAUGCCGGUUCCGAGGGCCCCCCAGAUAUUCUGCGCUACUACUCGGCAUGCGGGAAUCCAACGAGCCGGAGCUGCGGAGGCAUGGAUCGAUUUCUGCACGACGUCGGCGUCAAAACAGAGUUCUCAAACUUCGAGAAGGCCAUCGGAUUCUCCACUCGUAUGAGCAGAGGAAGAGGUGUCUACGUUCCCCCUUGCUCAACUUGGCUCAUUGCGCUGCAGUUCGUGGAUCACAUUUACAUCCAGACGCACGACGGUAAAGGCCGCUUGGGGGAGAGCUUUUACCGGCUGCUAGAGAUCGCUCACUCGUUACAAAUUCACUUCAUCUCGUCUUCCGCUGUCUCGAGCGACCGCUUCGCGUUCCACUCUUCCCUCGGGUACCUCACCACCAUGCCAGAAUUCCUGGGUACAGGGGUGCAGUUGAAGGCGAAGCUGUAUCUGCCUUACACUCUCUCCACGCUGGAGGAAGGUGGAGCCAGCGACUUUGAGGCCCUCUGCCAACGCCACGACCUCGGCUUCGAGCUCGUCCAGCCUGCUGUCUUUGAGCAAAACAAGCCCAGCACCGGCAUGGUCUGGGUCAUGUCGACGGCUUCUCUGGGCGUGACGGAGCUGCAGCAGUUCGAGGCUUUCAUCAACGGUGUGGAGGCGAUUCUCGACAACGAAGAACGCACAGCCGGGUCGCUCGGGGCGACGAUGUCGAGGCCUCUCGCUGAAGAGGGCGAAGCUGUUCUGCCUCCGCUUCCGGAAAAGCAGCCAAGUGCUCAGAGCCCUGCGCCGCCGGGGAGCCCUCCGGGAGAGGCGCCGCGCCUUAAAGCUGCGGCGAAGAGAGACAUCGCGACCCUCGCGCAGCACGCGCAGUGGAAAGAUCUACGGACCGCCUUCGGGGGAAUGGCGCAUCACUGCGUCCAUAUGGGCAAAGCCUACAGAUUUCCAGGGGACAUCGCAGUGACAGACACGGAUGCCUUUGUGAAGUUUCGCGGCCUGUUCGAGGAGAUUAUGGGGAAGCCGCAGAACUCGAUGGAUGUUCUACUCAGCGCAGCAUCGUCCUCCCGCGCGUUGUCGGAAGUUUUCGACAUGUUUCAGAUUGCCGCUUUGCUGGAUGGCCUGCGGAAAGCUGUUUCGCUGUCCUGCAUCCAAGUCAGCAACCUCUGCUUCGUCACCUGCCGCAACUUCGCUUCCGUGCCUUUCUUGCCCUUCAUAGUAUCUGCUCCAAGUUUCACCCGCUACAACAACCGCGGCCUGUUGCAUUUGGCAGAGGUUGAGAAGGCUGUGAUUGAGAGGCUCACAGCGAGCAAAGACUGCGACGAUUCCCUGCCUCUCGUUGGGCAGCGAUACAUUCCGGUGUCCAGUCUGACGCCGCAGCAACAAGCACUUUUGAGAACCCGAUUUUUCGUGGAUCUACCGGAGAAGAAAAUGGGCGCCGAAAAAGACGUGCUCGACUGCGCCUACGAAUCCUUCAACUUCUGGCCGCGACACCGCGGGGUGAUCUUCUCAACCGAGCAGACAAUGGUCUGCCUUGUCAACUUCUGCGACCACGUGACCAUUCUCGCCACCUGUGAGGACAAGGAGCAGCUAUGCAACGGCAUGGAGAUGCUUCGGGCGCUCCAAAGCAUUCAAGCAACCUUGACGGCCCUCGAAGACAAAGACGCUCCCGACGGCCUCGCCAUCGCGCGGCGGGCGGACAUAGGCGGCUACGCGGGGCCGAAUCUGAAGAAGAGUGUGUGCCUCGCGACCUCCGUCGCUGCCCAACUGAGUGUAACGGGACUGAAAGCAGAGAAUGAAACCCGCGCCGCCGCAUGGGCAGCAGACUAUCGAGAUCGUCUGGAAAUCAUACGCGACUGGACGCCACGAGACACCCCAGCCAUACCUGCGACCGCGUCGACGCAAAAAGAAUCGCCGCAGCACUGCAUAGUGGUCUCGAAGAUGACUGCUUUCGAUCACGAAGUCGAGCUGCUGGAAUCGUUUUUGAAAAUUCUCACGUAA